CUUGAACCUGGGAGGCAGAGGUUGCAGUGAGCCGAGAUCGCGCAACUGCACUCCAGCCUGGGCAACAGAGCGAGACUCCAUCUCAGAAAAAAAGUAGCCUCCAAGAGCCUAUGGCUCUCAAACAUCUUGGUCUCUGUUAAGAAGAGGCUCAGAGGCUCAGAAGCCCUGCCUCAGCCGAGGCUUUGAGGUGUGUGAGCAAUGGCUGAGGACUGCAGGCCCGGGAAUCUGAGGGCCUCACCCCACUUCCUUUCCAGAGCCAUGACCUCAGGCUCACCUCCUGCCCUCCUCUCUGGCAAGCUGCAGAUGCCCUUUAGGGCCCAGGCCAUGCCCUGGAUGUGAGGGGCUGAGUCACUGGUUUGGCAGUGCCCCUCAAAGCCCAGGCCUGGGCUGCCGCCCACCUGAGGAUGAGGGGUGGGCCAGCUGCCGUGCUCCAGUUGCUGGGGCCUCUUGGGAUCUUGGGAACCCCAUCUCUGAGCCCCGCCCCAUGGCCCCGCCCCUCCCAAGGAGGGAAAAGCGGCUGCCAGUCGCUCAACUCAGGCACUGGGACCUAGAGCUCAGAAGACCGAGAGGACAGACUGCUGUGUUGCCACCACAGGCUGGACCAUGGACCCCCAAGAGAUGGUCGUCAAGAACUCAUAUGCCCACAUCAGCAUCCCCCGGGCUCACCUGCGGCCUGACCUCGGGCAGCAAUUAGAGGUAGCUUCCACCUGUUCCUCAUCCUCGGAGAUGCAGCCGCUGCCAGUGGGGCCCUGUGCCCCGGAGCCAACCCACCUCUUGCAGCCAACUGAGGUCCCAGGGCCCAAGGGCACCAAGGGUAACCAGGGGGCUGCCCCCAUCCAGAACCAGCAGGCCUGGUGGCAGCCUGGCAACCCCUACAGCAACAGUCAGCGCCCGGCCGGACUGACCUAUGCUGGCCCUCCGCCCGUGGGGCGUGGGGAUGACAUCGCCCACCACUGCUGCUGCUGCCCCUGCUGCCGCUGCUGCCACUGCCCCCCCUUCUGCCGCUGCCACAGCUGCUGCUGCUGUGUCAUCUCCUAGCCCAGCCCACUCUGCCAGGGCCAGGACCCAGACCUCAGCAAAUGUGGCUCAGGCAGUGCCUGGACAUUCAGGGUGGCUGUUGUCAUGGGCGUCGGCCCCUUCACACCAGGGACUGGGGCACGGACCCACCAGGAAGGUGGCCGCUCAGCCCGAGCUCCUGAAACGGAAUCCCAGGCCCUAGCUGGAGAGAGACACCCCUGAUUACCUUAAGGCCCAGGCAAUAAAGCAGGGUGAUCUUCCAGCAA
Messenger RNA from Nomascus leucogenys (northern white-cheeked gibbon), 1283 nucleotides. It is a transcript of the gene CYSRT1, whose product is annotated as cysteine rich tail 1. The record is from RefSeq and is a predicted model, not a curated record. Lineage: Eukaryota; Metazoa; Chordata; Mammalia; Primates; Hylobatidae.